Coregonus clupeaformis (lake whitefish) is the source of this 1785-nucleotide messenger RNA. Its product is annotated as inactive tyrosine-protein kinase 7-like. The coding region runs from base 358 to 1785 and encodes 475 amino acids. Gene Ontology annotation, cellular component: plasma membrane; axon; neuronal cell body. The transcript has 9 exons. Lineage: Eukaryota; Metazoa; Chordata; Actinopteri; Salmoniformes; Salmonidae. Gene Ontology annotation, molecular function: axon guidance receptor activity. Gene Ontology annotation, biological process: synapse organization; homophilic cell-cell adhesion. The record is from RefSeq and is a predicted model, not a curated record.
UCCAAAGUGGGAGCUAAGGAGAGAGAGAGAGAUAGAGAAAAAGUGAAAGGUUACUGUCAUUCAAUAGUUUCGAAGGAAUAGGCACAUUUCUUCUUUGCAUUUUCUUGUCAUUAUUUGAAAUAAUGGAAUAGGGCCCAAGUCUUCACAUUUACGAAUUGCUGGUGCAACAGUCGUAUCAUCAUCCGACGACCACUAGACAAAGCAGUCGUUUCUCGUUGCUCUUGUCGGAGUACUUUUUAGAGGUCUUGUGAAACGCUAAUAGUUCAGGUUUUCGCGCUGACUGCCUUUGGUUUGGGGUCUCGUUUUCUUGUGCGAAUGAUUUAACAUAGUUGUGGCUUACUUUGCUGGAGUUCUAUCAUGGAGUUACCGUCCACAGAAAAUAAAUGUUUCACAGAGAGUAACCUGAACUCGGCGAAUAGGCGUAGACAAGGAGUCAUGCCGAAAAUAUACACCACCACUCUGUUUCUUCUUUUCACCAAAGUUCUCACCAUUCACGCUGCCUCCUUCCACUUCACCAAGGAGCCCAAGUCCCAGGAUGCCUUGCACGGCCGGAGCGCCAUGUUACGCUGCGAGGUCAGCGACGUGGAGGGCGUGAGUUACAGCUGGCUGCAAAACGGCGAUGCGGUGAACGACACGGAGCGCCGCUUUCGGGAGGGCGGCAACCUCAAGUUCACCACUGUGGACCGGGUGCUGGACGCCGGGACCUUCCAGUGCCUGGCCGCAAACAACGCCACGGGAGAAGAGGAGCGCUCCACGGAGGCGUCCUUCAACAUCAAAUGGCUAGAGAGUGGUGGGGUGACCCUGAAAGAUCCUGCAUCAGAGCAGGACAUCGAGAGCUCUGCCCCUGUGACGUUCAGGUGCAACAUUGAUGGACACCCACGACCAACAUGCCACUGGUACAGAGACGGCGUGCGCCUGCCGGAGAAGAGCCAUCAGAUCAACAACAAGGAGCGAACUCUGACCCUGCCCAGUGCCAGCCCAGACAACAAUGGCCUCUACUAUUGCUGUGCCAAAAAUCCAGCCGGGCACGUGUGCAGCAAUGCCAACUUCACCCUCAAUAUUAUAGAUAAGAGUUUCCCUCGUCCUGUGGUGGUUCCUGAGGACCUGGUGGUGAUGAGGAACGAGGAGGCCCUCCUUAACUGCCUGUUCACCGCCGAGCCCCCUCCCACCCAAGAGUGGUACCACCAGGACGAGCUCAUCACCAACAAGUCCCGGUUGGUGAUGCUGAACAAUGGCUCCCUGCUCAUCACGCAGGUGAAGCCCAGAAACACUGGGCUCUACAAAUGUGUGGCCAAAGGGCCCCGCGGACUCCCUGUCACUCUGGAGGCCACCGUGAACCUAGCAGAGAUCGAGGAGAUGGGCCCCAGCCAGAGCCGGGUCUUCUCGGCCAACUCCCUGGAGCGGGUGUCCUGCCGCCCCCCUCGCGGCCACCCGGAGCCCGAUGUGUGGUGGGAGCGUGGCGGGGAACGCGUCCCCUCAGAGGGCAGGGUCUACCAGGAUGGACUGGAGCUGGUCUUCAGCCCCACCCAGGGGGAAGACUCGGGACUGUAUACCUGCGUGGGCCAGAACAAGGCCGGUACCAGGAGGCAGGAGCUGACCGUCACCGUGGCCACCCCUCCGGAGUGGGUGACGAAGCCAGAGGACAGCCAGCUGGAGGAAGGCCUCCCUGGGUACCUGCAUUGCCACACCCGCGCCACCCCCCAGCCCGAGGUUACCUGGUACCGCAACUUCAUCCCCAUCACCGCCGAGAAUGACCAGGACACACAGUUCGGACCACAGGACUGA